CCUUAUUACCGAAUAUUAUUUAGAGUGUAUGCUGUCAAAUGAUGAUUCGGCAGAAAUAGAAAUAUAAGCCUUACAAAGUUAUGAAUACGGAUGAUAACACAUUAUGAAGACGGUUAGAAAAUUAUAGUCAUCGGUUGAUAAAAAGAACGAAAGAUGAUAGUCAUAAACCUGGUAAAGAUCGCGUCUUAUCUUGGUGAUAGGUCUCUUUUAUCUUAGGGGUCAACAAGGUUGUAAACUUGUCGUAUAAGAUAAUCACGGUUUAUUGGAUCUUACGAAGACAGUUCAAUGUCUAUUCCAUUAUUGAAUCAGGGCUAGACACUCUGUUACAAGUGAGAAUGUUUGUCGAGUGCAAAGAAGCAACUGAAGAAUUUGAUAACCAUAUUCUUUAGUUUGUCAGUCAGAACAUCAAUAGGUAUAGACACAGUCCUGCGGACUGUACUCUGAAUAAUGUCGACCUCAUUGAUGUAAGCGAUAGUUCAUCACAUUGAUCAAAUUUAAUGUUUGCCUGAGUUAUACGAAAAAUUUAAUUGAAGACUGGAGACUGUCGAAUCGUGAAAAUCUCUACAGUUUCUACAGUUCCUACUGGCUACGUAGCAACCUAUUUUAGAGGUGAGACAAAAACAGAGCGGGCUGUAGCCUUUGGAUGACAUGAAGACAUCUUGAUACUAAACUUUUUUUCUAGAAAAGGAAGAAGAGUAGCGAGUCGUGGAGGAUAGCAAACGAUGGCAUCGAGUAAUGAAGACAAUACAUCAUCGUCGAAGUCGUUCGAUGAGGUGGAUAUCAAGCCGACACGACAACGGUCUAGCGCCAUCAAAGACAUCUACGAACAACCUGACGAUGAUGGUUAUCAGAAGGACAACGGAGAUGAUGACCUCGUGAAGCUCAAACGUCGGUUGACCCUCCUCGAUGGCGUCGCCAUCAACAUCGGGAUCAUCAUCGGAUCCGGGAUCUUCGUGUCCCCGAAGGGAGUCCUGAAUGGUGUCGGCAGCGUCGGUGCGACCAUGGUGGUAUGGGCCGUUUGCGGAGUCUUCUCCAUGAUCGGUGCCCUCUGCUAUGCCGAGUUGGGUACCAUGAUUCCAGCUUCCGGUGGUGCCUAUGCCUACAUACAACUUAUCUACGGUGACUUCUUCGGCUUCAUGCUUCUCUGGAUUGCGGCCGUGAUGGCCCAACCGGGAUCAAUGGCUGUUGUCGUUCUGACGUUCGCAAACUACAGCCUUCAACCGCUUUACCCCGAUGUAGAAUGUCCACCUCCUAGGACACCCACUGUACUCAUUGCUAUAACGUGUACCAUCUUGGUUACACUAAUCAAUGCCGUUAGUGUUCGAUGGUCAAGCUGGAUUCAAGAUGUGACGAGUUUUUGUAAAGUUGGCGCUCUCGUCAUCAUUAUCAUCUCCGGUAUGGUAGAACUUGGUAGAGGUAUGUUUUGCUACCCUUUGAAGCUUUUACGAACUGUUUCGAAAAAAUGCAAAGAAAUUACGACUAUAUAAUGUGAGGUAAAUGUAAUGAUGAGACUCACCAAAGCACCGUCUCAAAAUCGACCGACGUAAAGUCAUAUAUUUCUCACACUAUCCUACACUAUCCCUCCUUUCUCUUAGCUUCUUUCUUUCACCCUCUGUGUUUUCUUCUCUUUGAUUUUUCCUUGUUUUUCAAUUUCUCGAAAAAUUAUAGAGGACGGUCGCCCCUGCACCCCCGACCCUGUGGCGCCCCUGGCUAAAAAUUGGAGAUUGUUGGAGUUUGAUACAGUACAUGCUCAAGUUGAAAACAAUGCGCCUGUUACUUAUCUCGCGACUAUUUCACGACUAGUCCACUGCCAUUCUAGACUAGUAAACGACGGGUCAUAUAAUCGACUUAUUAAUAAAAAAUAUAUAUUAAUUACAAAAGUUAAAACAGUGCAUUUUUUGUUCAUGGGUAAAAUACGAAGAAACUGUUUUGAUUGACAUUGUGGUGAGAGUGUUUGAGCAGAGAAGAGAAAGAGAGAAAGUAAAUAAAGUGUGGUACUGUGUAUCGUCAGUUAUGUCAGUCUUGUGCGUGAUAAGAUUGAAUGUGAUGUUGCUCCCAAAAUUAGAUAAUUGAACUCUGAAUAAAAAAAUAUGAUGAAUUAUUAGUCUAAGUAAAUCAUAAUUAAUGGCACUUCCCACAUUCUCUUCUUCCUUCAAGAGGAUUUAUUCACUUGGUGGACAAGCAGUUGGUUUACUUGAUAGUCUGGUACUGU
Messenger RNA from Lytechinus variegatus (green sea urchin), 2212 nucleotides. RefSeq names its product putative L-type amino acid transporter 1-like protein MLAS. The coding region runs from base 723 to 1487 and encodes 254 amino acids. Gene Ontology annotation, biological process: amino acid transmembrane transport. The record is from RefSeq and is a predicted model, not a curated record. Gene Ontology annotation, cellular component: membrane. The transcript is spliced from 2 exons. NCBI's taxonomy places the organism in Eukaryota, Metazoa, Echinodermata, Echinoidea, Temnopleuroida, Toxopneustidae. Gene Ontology annotation, molecular function: L-amino acid transmembrane transporter activity.